Messenger RNA from Gaeumannomyces tritici R3-111a-1, 1095 nucleotides. RefSeq lists its product as hypothetical. The coding region runs from base 135 to 920 and encodes 261 amino acids. The transcript is spliced from 2 exons. The record is from RefSeq and is a predicted model, not a curated record. NCBI's taxonomy places the organism in Eukaryota, Fungi, Ascomycota, Sordariomycetes, Magnaporthales, Magnaporthaceae.
CCCAAGGCCUGGUAAUGGUGACACAGGAUGCGACAGCGUGUAUUUAAGGGCAGGGAGGAGUGCGCGUUCUGGUCUGGUUUUCGAAUUUCCACUCACGUCCAUCUCGCUCCUUCCCUGCUCUACAGCACGCAAACAUGAAACCCGCUUUCGUCAUCGUCCAUGGCCUCACCUUUCCGCCACCAACCUUCGAUCGGCUGCGCAAUGCCCUCGAAGGCGCCGGCUACGACGUCGCUAUUCCCCGAAUGCCGAGCGUGGGCGAAGGCGUGAUCGGCGCGACCAUGGCCACCGAGGUAGCUGCUGUGCGGGCGGCCAUGGCGCCAGCACUAGAAGCGGGCAAGGACAUUGUGCUAAUGGGGCACUCGUACGGCGGGAUAAUCAUUACACCAACUGCGCUCGGAUACACCAAGACAGAAAGGGAGGCGCAAGGCCUCGAGGGCGGCGUCAAGGCAGUGGUUUACCUGGAGGCGUUCGCCGGCUGGGAGAGGGGCAAAUACCCGAUGGACGUGGUGUUUGGGUCCGGCAGCGGCAUACCUGAAAUGUUCAAACCGCUUGUGAUUGACGGCAAGCCCACCGACAACAUCCCCGUGCCCAAGUCACCCACCGACAUGGAAAAGCAAGCCUCGCAGUUCCUGUUCUUUAACACGUGCACGCCCGAGGACACGGAAUGGUGCAUGGGGUUGCUGGAAUCCAUGUCGCUGGGCGCGGCGCUAGAGAAGACAGAGGUUGUGCCGGCGGACCUCAAGGCGUCGCUAACCUACAUUGUCGGAGAGAAGGACAACGCCAUGCAGCCGGCCAUCGCGGAGAGGUUCGUGGCGGGCACUCCUGGAAUGAAGGAGGUGCGGAUGGACACUGGCCACGCGCCGUUUGUUAGCCAUGUAGACGAGCUGGCUAAAAUACUGGAGGGGAUUGCGCAGGAGUAGGGCUGUGCCAAAGGGGUAACUUUGUCGAGCAGACAAAGUCCGACGACGAUGCUGGAGGAGAAAAUUUCCCUGGCGCUCCGCUCCGUGUUUGUACGAUACACUGUUACUGUAGCGAACUCAAGUUAGCUCUUCUCUACCAGACUCCAGUCAAUCUGGAUUCUGACUAACUCCCCUC